Molecule: messenger RNA, 1635 nt
Organism: Lineus longissimus
Lineage: Eukaryota; Metazoa; Nemertea; Pilidiophora; Heteronemertea; Lineidae
Exons: 7
Coding region: 5-772 (255 amino acids)
Source: RefSeq, a predicted model, not a curated record
CAAGAUGGCUGCAGUUUCUGAAAAUGCUCUCUGCAUUCCCAUGCAAUAUAAUCCCAAAUUUAAAGUCUAUACUCGUCUUGAUGAACCAAUCUGGGGCAAGAGUCUAACAAGUAUAGAUGAAGCAAUGGAGGUCUUGUCCUUGUGUUCACAACUUGAUUUCCUCUGUAAGAAGGAGCUGAGUGAACACCCAACUGGAAGAAUAGAUCAUGGCAAAGUUGGUCAUUCCUUUGAAAUGAAAGCUAUUGUAUUACUGGAUCAGCUUCAAAAACAUGUUGAACAAAUUCAUGGAGGUCAUGUCUCAACAGAAGAUUACUUAGAAUAUACUGGAUUUGCUAAGUUAUUUCCAAGGGCAGCAGCUUAUGUGUCUCAUCCUAAAGAUUUGUCGAUAUCAAAUAAGUCAACACAUAUGGAUAAUUACUAUUCACAUAUGGCCUGUCUUCACCAAGUUGUCUCCAUUGCUAAUCAGAUCAUCCGAGAUCUCUUCUCAUCAUCUCAGCAUAAAUACAUGGCUCAUCAGCUGGCACUUUUAUUUCAAAGCCUAUCUCUAUUUAAAAGUAAUGACAUACUCAAUGCUUAUCGAACAAAUAUUGAACAAAACUUCAACUCAAUCAAAGAUCGACUCCAUCCAGAUUCAGGCGAGGUGACACUCACUCAGGAACAGCAGAAAUGGCUCUUCGAUGUGAUGACUGCCAUUGUGCAGACGGUGCAAUCAUUUCCCGUUGAUCUCACAAAAGACUUGUUCCAACUCUCGCAUACACUCCAACAGCUCUAGUAAAAUAGACAGUUCAGCUUUAAGUAAAGCCUCUCAGUAUUCAAAUCUAGCUUUAGAGUCCAUCUGUAUUCUAGCAGCAUUCGAGUCAAACUGUAUUCAGUUCAGCUUUUAGCCCAACUGUCAACAAUUAAGCUUUGAAGCUUUGUAUUCACUGGAACCUUGAGGCCCACGUGUCUUCAAUUGAGCUCCGUUUUCAGCUCAACUCGGCAGGAUCAAUGGUCUACCAGUCCAAAUAGUCAAUACACAUUGUACAGGUAGAGUUGCAAUAGUCCAUCUGGUUUGGAGAAACCUAGUCUCUGUUGACAUCUUUUAAAAGCAAUACUGCAUAUCAAUCUAUUUUUGACAAAGGAUUUGAUACUGUGGGGCUUUGACAAUUGACCUUGACCAAAAAUAUAUAAGUGAUAACCAUAACCACAACCUUAGGAAGGUGAUCAGCUGCACAAAGGAGUCUUGGAUUCUCGACUGAAGAUUUAUUUUAGAUCAGGAUGUCACUUUUAUGUGGUGAAGAGGUAUUUUAGUAUUCGUACUGUGUUGUUCAUCUUUUGACCACGAUGUUGUUUUUGUCCUAGUUUUGUAUAUAUCGCUGCAUUUUGUUAUCAUGUGCUCAAAGAAUGCUUUCCUGUGUUAUCUAUUGCUAAUGAUUGCCUUUCUAAGCUAUCGAUUGUACUUUAGGGUAGGAUCUCAGAAUGCUGUUAAAAUGUCCAAUUGUCACAGAAUAUUUCAGGGUUGGGGGCAAAAGGUAAUCUGUGCAUAUAAAGUUUGAAUUUUGAUUUUGGUGGAAAAAUUUGACUGAAGUGACGAUUGUCUCUGAAUUAACCACAUCUAAUACUUUUGACAGUAUGUAUCUCGUAUAUAAAGUUCCC